AAAGCCUUCUCCGCUCUCGCGAAGCAGAGCUCCGGAGCUCCCCGAUCAACAUAUAUAAGCCGACGAGGCGACGCCCGGGAGAGGUCACGCGAGCGCGACUGGAGACAGUUCGGCGGCAGCGAGCGAGAUGACGGACGGCCACCACUUCAACAACAUCUCCCUCGGUGGCCGCGGCGGCUUCAACCCUGGAAGUUUAAACUUUGUUCAGGAGGAUUUGCGUGGAAGAAGCAAGGUGGAGGAAAGAUUAUCGAGGUUGAUAAAGCUGAUAUCACUUCAGUAGCAUGGAUGAGGAUCCCUAAAUCUUAUCAGCUUAAUGUUGGGACGAAGGAGGGCCUAUUUUACAGGUUCUUUGGCUUUCGUCAACAGGAUGUUAGCAACCUGAGUAACUUUAUACAAAGAAGCACGGGAAUCUCACCACAGGAGAAGCAGCUUUCCAUUAGUGGGCAUAACUGGGGUGGAGUUAAAAUCGAUGGUCAGCCAAACUUUCUAUUGUAUUUAAAUGUUUCCUAUACUCCAUUGCCUUCUUAUAACCUCUGGUUUUAUUCCUUUUCCUAUUUUCUUUCCAUUUCAGGAACUAGGCUUUGCUUUAAUGUUGGUGAGAAGGAAGCAUUUGAAGUCUCUCUAGCAGAUGUAUCGCAGGCUCAGAUGCAAGGGAAAACAGAUGUUGUUCUCGAGUUCCAUAUAGAUGAUACUACUGCAGCUAAUGAGAAGGAUUUGCUGACGGACUUAAGUUUUCAUGUACCAACUUCAAAUGCUCAAUUUAUCGGGGAUGAGCAUCGUACUUCAGCUCAGAUGUUGUGCCAGGAGAUUUUGCAUAGAGCUGACAAAGGGAGCCCCUCAGAAGCGGCUGUAGUUACAUUUGAAGGAAUCGCAAUCCUCACACCAAGAGGUCGAUACAGUGUUGAGCUUCAUCAGUCAUUCUUGCGACUCCAAAGACAAGCUAAUGAUUUCAAAAUCCAGUAUAGCAGUAUUCUUCGCCUCUUUAUUUUAGCAAAGUCACAAAACCCUCAUACUUUUGUGGUUAUCGCACUUGAUCCACCAAUUCGAAAAGGACAAACAUUGUAUCCCCACAUUGUUAUUCAGUUUGUGACAGAGGCAAUGGUAGAAAGGGAGCUGGCAUUGAGUGAGCAAGUUUUGGCUGAAAAGUACAAAGAUAGGCUUCAGGGCUCUUACAGGGGUCAAAUACAUGCGGUAUUCUCCAACGUCCUUUGUGGCCUCUCUGGUGCUAAAGUGACUGGGCCAAGUACGUCCUGCAGUUGCCAACAUGGGUAUGCGGUCAAAUUAACACUUAAAGCUCAAGAUGGUUUGCUUUAUCCACUUGAAAAGUCCUUCUUCUUUCUGCCAAAGUCCCCAACACUCAUUCUUUAUGAGGAGAUUGAGUAUGUAUUGUUUGAGCGUCAUGGUGCUGGUGGUGUUAAUAUAUCAUCUCAAUAUUUUGACGUCUUGGUCAAGCUAAAAAAUGAUCAUCUCUUCAGUAACAUCCAAAGGAUUGAAUGCCAAAACCUGUUCAGCUUCAUUAGUGACAAGCAUUUGAAAAUUCUGAAUCUUGGAGAUGGUCAAAGAAUAACUGGUGGUGUUACAUCUGUUCUAGAGAGCACCGAUGACGAUUCUAUGGAUCCACAUCUGGAGCGAAUUAAAAAUCAAGCUUGUAAUGAGGAAAGUGAUCAAGAUGUAUUACCUCUGUUUAAUGGAUAAUAGGAUACUAACUCCGUUCCAAAUUGUAUGUCGUUUUGGCAAAUCUAGAUAUAUGAUUUUUGCUAUGUAUCUAGACAUAGUGUUUAUCUAGGUGCAUAACAAAAAUUAUGUAUCUAGAUUUGCCAAAAAGACCUACAAUUUGGAACGGAUGAAGUACUAUAGAUUAACUUAAGUCAAUUGCAUGUAUAUUUUUGUGUAACCUCUCUUCAAAACUAGGAUGAAGAUUUUGUGGCGGACAAAGAUGAUAGUGGGUCUCCUAGUGAUGAUUCUGAAGAGGAAGACUCUGAUGCUAGUAUGAGCGGAGAUGAAAAGGAGAAUUCUUCCUAGAUGAAAGCUAGUAUCUCAAAGCCGCAUGUGAAAAGGAAGCUGAAUAGUGGGUCUGAUGAAGGUUCUCAGAAUAAAAAACCAAAGAGAAAGAAAGAGCAGAAGAGUGGGUCCGAUGAAGGUUCUCAAAAGAAAAAGCCAAAGAGGAAGAAAGAUCCGAAUGCCCCUAGAAGAGCCAUGGCUCCAUUCACGUACUUCUCGAAGGCUGAGCGAGCUAAUAUAAAGAACAGCAACCCUGAACUGACUACCACAGAGAUCGCAAAGAAGCUCGGGGAGAGAUGGCAAAAGAUGACAGCCGAGGAGAGACAGCCAGCCAUACGUGGAGCAAUCCCGAGCCGACAAGCAACGUUACGAGCAGGAGUCUGCCGCCUACCGUGGCGCAGGAGCUCAGCAGGGCCCCGGCGGCGGGUCGGGAGGAAGGCUGUAGGUUUUGACAGUUGAUAGAAGGAACUGGGAUUGUUGAGCGAUCAGUGUAAAUAG
This is a messenger RNA of Panicum hallii, 2499 nucleotides long. Its product is annotated as FACT complex subunit SSRP1-B-like. The record is from RefSeq and is a predicted model, not a curated record. Gene Ontology annotation, cellular component: nucleus; FACT complex. The transcript has 14 exons. Lineage: Eukaryota; Viridiplantae; Streptophyta; Magnoliopsida; Poales; Poaceae. Gene Ontology annotation, molecular function: DNA binding; histone binding; nucleosome binding. The annotation marks the transcript as partial.